Messenger RNA from Amphimedon queenslandica, 2192 nucleotides. RefSeq names its product eukaryotic translation initiation factor 3 subunit B-like. Gene Ontology annotation, biological process: translational initiation. Lineage: Eukaryota; Metazoa; Porifera; Demospongiae; Haplosclerida; Niphatidae. Gene Ontology annotation, cellular component: eukaryotic translation initiation factor 3 complex. The coding region runs from base 43 to 2067 and encodes 674 amino acids. The record is from RefSeq and is a predicted model, not a curated record. The transcript has 19 exons. Gene Ontology annotation, molecular function: translation initiation factor activity; translation initiation factor binding; RNA binding.
CAUGGUAUCUUUCCUAUUGUUCAUAAACACGUGUCUUCUGCAAUGGCGGAUUUUGAUGAUGAUGAUGACUUUUCUGAUCCUGAAGGCUUCGAAGAAGAUAUUAGUGAUGAAGAAUUGUUGGGGGAUUUACUUAAAAAAAGACCUACUUUAGAUACUGAUGAAGACACUCUUGUUGUUAUUGACAACGCUCCUAAAGUGAAGCCUGAACUAAUGGAGAAGCUUAAAAGGAUUUUGAAGAAAGUCGUGGGGAAAUUUGGUACCAUCAUAUCAGAAUAUUAUCCUGUCGAUGAGAAUAAUAUUUUCAAGGGUUAUUUUUUCAUCGAGUAUGCCACUCGUGAGGAAGCACUGAAUGCUGUCAAGACAUGUGAUGGAUACAAAUUGGACAAAAACAACAUAUUCUCUGUGAACUUGUUCACCGAUUUUGACCAAUAUUUAGGAAAGCUGGACAGUAAAUGGGUUGAGCCAAAGAAAGAAGAGUUUGUUGAAAUUGGUAACCUGAGGUCGUGGCUCCUUGAUCCUGACUGCCAUGAUCAGUUUGCAGUGAUAUAUGAUGCUCCUCGUAACAACAUGAACGCCAUUUGUCGUAACACGCCACAAGAACCAAGCAUUGUUUGUGAACGAAAGAGUUGGACUGAUACGUAUCUCCAGUGGUCUCCUUUGGGGUCCUACCUUACAACGUUUCACGCUCAGGGUGUGGCUUUGUGGGGUACUGAUGAAUUUAAACGUAUCGGAAAGUUUACGCAUUCUCGAGCUACUUUAGCUGAUUUUUCUCCUUGUGAAAGGUACAUAGUGACAUUAAGUAAUGUAGUCGAUAAUCCUAAUGAUCCUCAUCAAGUGAUUAUAUGGGAUGUAAGGAAUGGAGAAAUGAAGAGAUCCUUUAAGAAGCUUUCUAAUGAGGAGUGGCCUGUCAUUAAGUGGAGUUUUGAUGGCAAGUAUUUUGCUAAGAAAGGCGAUGAUGUGCUCAGUAUUUAUGAAAGCUCUAAUUUUGGAUUGUUGGACAAAAAGUCAAUUGUAGUGAGAGGAAUCAAAGAUUUUUCCUGGUCCCCUAGUGACUAUCUUAUAUCGUACUGGGUACCAGAGUUAGGGGAACUCCCUUCUAAGAUUAUCAUCACCCGCAUCCCAUCCCGUCAAGAGGUGGCCACUAAAAGUCGCCACUUAGUCUCUGAAUGUAAGCUUCAGUGGCAUAAGCAGGGCGAUUAUUUGUGCGUCAAGGUUGAUCACUGGGUCAAUAAAUCAAAAAAGCAACAAGUGUCGUGUUUUGAGUUGUUUCACGCUAGAGAGAAUGAGAUACCAGUUGACUCCAUUGAGAUAAAAGAGCCGGUGAUUGAUUUCUCGUUGGAGCCCAAUGGAUCAAAACUAGCUAUCAUUCACGGGGAACCCCCAACACGAAUAUCAGUCAGUUUCUAUAAGAUCAAUGAGAAGGGAACGCCACCUGCAAAACUCAAAAUAUUUGAGAAGCAAGCUUCAAACAAUUUGUUCUGGUCCCCUGCUGGUCAGUUUAUUGUCCUAGCAGGACUGAAGAGUAUGGAUGGUCAGUUGGAGUUCAUAGAUACGUCUGAUAUGUCACUGAUGAAUAGACAGGAGCACACGAAGCUGACUGAUAUAACUUGGGAUCCUACUGGACGAUACGUUGUCUCGUCUCUUAGUUUCUGGUCGGAGAAGAUGGACACUGGUUUUAUCAUGUGGUCAUUUCAAGGCAAGCUCCUCUACCGUAGCCCACGGUAUAUGGAGCGAUUCUGUCAGUUUGUUUGGAGGCCGAGACCGCCAUCUUUACUGAGUGAAGAAGACAUCAAAACUAUAAAGAAAGAUUUCAAAAAGUACCAGUACCUAUUUGAACAGAAAGAUCGUUCCAUUAAGACCAAAGCUUCAAAGGGUUUAAUGGAAAAGCAUAAAAAGGAAACGGAAGAUUUCAGAGCAUUCCAAGAGAAAAAGAAGAAAGAUAUUUUAAGACGUCAAGAAAUGCACAACGACUACAUGAAAGAGUUAGAGUCCAAGUUGGCUUCGUCGAACGAAAUCAUUGAAACGAGUUUCUUGGUCAAAGAGAAGCGUGAAAAAGUUGACGUUUAAUUUUGUCAGAUAAUAAUUACUAAUAAUAAAUGAACUCAAUAAUUAUCUAGCAAAAAUUAAACAAUAUGUAUGCAAAAUUUAAUCACAAGCAUGUGAUUAGCGAUUUGCAAUACUUUUUUCUCCCA